Messenger RNA from Aspergillus aculeatus ATCC 16872, 3046 nucleotides. RefSeq names its product snoRNA-binding rRNA-processing protein DIP2. The transcript is spliced from 3 exons. Gene Ontology annotation, biological process: maturation of SSU-rRNA. Gene Ontology annotation, cellular component: small-subunit processome; Pwp2p-containing subcomplex of 90S preribosome. Gene Ontology annotation, molecular function: protein binding; snoRNA binding. Lineage: Eukaryota; Fungi; Ascomycota; Eurotiomycetes; Eurotiales; Aspergillaceae. The coding region runs from base 1 to 2889 and encodes 962 amino acids. The record is from RefSeq and is a predicted model, not a curated record.
AUGGUGAAGUCAUAUUUAAAGUUCGAACAUUCGAAGACUUUCGGGCUCAUCGCAUCCGGCUCGUCCAAUGCGAUCUGGGCCCGCGAUGAGGAUAGCCUGGGUACUGCGCGUCGGACUGGCUCCGGGAGAGCCAUCGUGGGCGCAAGUGAAGAAGUCCUUUGCUGGGAUGUCAAGAAGGGUGAACUGCUAGGUAGAUGGCGAGACUCGGCCUGUAAAGCACAGGUUACAGUGAUCACGCAUAGCAAGACGGACGAGGAUAUUUUUGCGGUGGGUUAUGAAGAUGGAAGCAUCCGCCUCUGGGAUUCGCGAACCGAAUCCGUCAUCAUUUCUUUCAAUGGCCACAAGUCCGCCAUUACCCAACUCGCCUUCGAUAACGCCGGAGUUCGUCUGGCGAGUGGUUCGAAAGACACGGACAUCAUCCUGUGGGACUUGAUUGCAGAAGUCGGACUUUUCAAGAUGCGUGGGCAUACCGACCAAGUCACCUCCUUGAAUUUCCUUACACCAUCCACCGAAUUGCUCAAUGCUGCAGGCCUCAGCGAUCAUGCGGGAUUUUUGCUGUCGACGGGAAAGGAUGCGCUCAUCAAAGUCUGGGAUUUGGCUUCGCAGCACUGUAUUGAGACCCAUGUGGCUCAAUCGAAUGGUGAAUGCUGGAGUUUGGGGCUUUCCCCUGACGAGAGUGGUUGCAUCACCGCUGGUAAUGACGGAGAACUCAAGGUUUGGUCUAUCGAUGAGAGUGCUAUGAUCGAAAUCUCCAAGGAGAAAGUCGGAUCUGAAGGCCAGAAGAUUCUGACGGACAGAGGAACACUCUACCGCACCGGCAAAGAUCGCACGAUCGGAAUCAGCUUCCACCCCCGGUCGGACUACAUCGGCAUUCACGGUUCGGAGAAGGCAGUCGAGAUUUGGCGGAUUCGCUCGCAGGUCGAAGUGCAGAAGAGCUUGGCAAGGAAGCGCAAGAGAAGAAAGGAGAAGGAUGCGCAACGUGCUGCAGACAAGGAAGGAGCCGUCCCCGAGACUGACAGUAAAACGCCGGACGACGACGCCGCGUCUGCACCGGUUUCUGAAGUCUUCGUACCCCAUACUAUUGUUCGAACCGGGGGCAAGGUUCGGUCCUUCGACUGGAUCAGGACUAAAUCUAGCGGCAAUCUACACCUGUUGGCCGCUACCACGAACAAUCAGAUUGAGGCCUACAGCGUCGUGACCGCCAACAAGAAGAACAAAGACGAGGACGAGUCGGAGUACACCCGGAACUUGGCAGUCGAUAUUCCCGGUCACCGCACCGAUAUCAGAUCCGUGGCAUUGAGCUCUGAUGAUCGAAUGCUAGCGUCUGCGUCCAACGGCAGCCUUAAGAUCUGGAACGUCCGCACACAAAGCUGUUUGCGUACUCUUGAAUGUGGAUAUGCUCUCUGCUCGGCCUUCCUCCCCGGAGAUAAGAUUGUUGUUGUCGGAAAUAAAGACGGUCAGCUCGAGGUCUUCGAUAUCGCUUCCUCGACUCUUCUCGAUACGAUAAAGGCCCACGACGGACCGGUAUGGUCGCUGCAGGUUCACCCGGAUGGCAAGUCCCUAGUCAGUGGCAGUGCCGACAAGUCUGCCAAAUUCUGGAGCUUCCAGGUUGUUCAGGAAGAUAUUCCUGGAACAAAGAGAACUACGCCACGACUCAAGCUGGUGCACACAAGGACUCUGAAGGUCUCGGAUGACAUUCUUAACGUCCGCUUUUCCCCUGAUGCCCGGCUGCUUGCUGUGGCCCUCUUGGACAAUACCGUCAAGGUGUUCUUCGUCGAUUCGCUUAAAUUGUUCCUCAACCUCUACGGCCAUAAACUCCCGGUCCUUAGCAUGGACAUCUCUUGGGACAGCAAGUUGAUUGUUACAUGCUCAGCUGAUAAGACGGCACGUGUCUGGGGUCUCGAUUUCGGUGAUUGUCACAAGUCAUUCUUGGCACACGAAGACAGUGUUAUGGCCGUUGCUUUCGUCCCGAACAACAAAGAAGGGAAUGGCCACAACUUCUUCAGUGCUAGCAAGGAUCGUUUGAUUAAGUACUGGGAUGGUGACAAAUUUGAACAUAUUCAAAAGCUGGCUGGGCACCACGGCGAGAUCUGGGCGCUAGCUAUCAGUCACUCCGGAGAAUUCAUUGUCACUGCCAGUCAUGACAAGAGCAUCCGCACCUGGGAGCAGACCGACGAGCAACUUUUCUUGGAAGAAGAGCGGGAGAAAGAGCUCGAAGAGAUGUACGACAACUCCCUCACGGCCUCCCUCGAGCAGGAGGACGGAGAAGACGGAGAGAAGGCCGAAGCCGUUGAUGCUGGCAAGCAGACGUCUGCCACGCUCAUGGCCGGAGAGAAGAUCAUCGAAGCCCUGGAUCUGGGAAUGGAGGAUCUGGAGGUUGUGCGCGAGUGGCGUGCUAUCAAGGCGAAGCAGCCCAACGCAGCUCCUCCGAAGCGCAAUCCCUUGUACAUGGCAUUGGGAGACGUUUCUGCCGAAAGGCAUCUGCUGAACGUUGUCCAGAAGAUCCCCGCUGCUGCUCUUCAGGAUGCCCUGCUGGUUCUGCCAUUCUCGAAGAUCCCGGCUUUGUUCACGUUCCUGAACAUCUGGGCCGGUCGUGAAUGGAAUGUUCCUCUCACCUGCCGUGUCCUGUUUUUCAUUCUCAAGACGCACCAUCGCCAGAUUGUCGCGAGCAAGAUGAUGCGGCCGAUGCUUGACGGCAUUCGCGCCAGUCUGCGUCGGGUGCUGGCCCGCCAGAAGGACGAGAUGGGUUUCAACAUGUCCGCGCUGCAGUUCGUUGGCCAACAGAUCCAAGAGUCGAGCACGAAGGACUACAUUGACGAGGCCGCCUACGAGGAACAGGAGGGCAUGACCGGUACGGGCAAGAAGCGGCAGUUCAUCAGCAUUGCUUGAGCACGUUCUGUUCAAGUUGAUUUGUUUUUACUAUCUGUACACGUGCAUGUGUUUGGCGUUUCAGACUUGUUGAUGGGUCCUCUCUUUUUGGUUACGCAUGAAAAGUUCUAUAUCCGGAAGGUUAUGAUAGGUUCGACUUAGACUCCAUGUAAAUUUG